Stegostoma tigrinum is the source of this 1935-nucleotide messenger RNA. RefSeq lists its product as uncharacterized. The transcript has 2 exons. NCBI's taxonomy places the organism in Eukaryota, Metazoa, Chordata, Chondrichthyes, Orectolobiformes, Stegostomatidae. The coding region runs from base 58 to 1428 and encodes 456 amino acids. The record is from RefSeq and is a predicted model, not a curated record.
ACGAAGGAGCACCUAUUGUUGAAGAAUUGACAUUCAACAAGGACACAGCUUACAGCGAUGGAAAUGCUACUCAGCUCCGUAGAGGUGAUACACCAUGAAUCCUCAAAGGCUGACAUCAAGGCAGUGAGCACUGCAGGACAUCUGGCUUCACAGAGUAAAACUAUGGAGACACUGUGGACCUUUCAGGAGGAGAGUGAAUCGAAUGAUGAAGGACAGCAAUGCAGGAUGUUUAAUGAGCCAACUCACCCAAAGGUGGCUGAGAGACAAGCACUGAAUUCUGAACAAUCAAUCCCUUCUGUGGAGCAGGCAACAAAGGGGAUAUUGUCUGGGCCCAGCCAAGGCCCUACGGCCCAGUAUCUCAUGGCACAUGCCAAGGAGAACAACCUUCAAGAGAAACAGCAUUGUGAGUUUACCAGUGAGAGUGGGGUGAGCAAUGACAAUGUCAGUAACUGCAAUGUUUUACAAACAGUGCAGAUGGCAGCUGAAGCUUCAGUGACUCUUGUUGUUCCUCCUGCAACCGGUGACCCUACAAUGUCUCAACAGGAACGAUCCAACUGGGAUCACCCAACAUCAACGGCUACAACGCAAGCCACCCAGGCGGACAGCUACUGUCAUUCCCAGAAAAAUCCCGCAGCCAAUGAGACAAAUAGUAGGCUGGUAAAGAGUGGAGCAUGCAGUUCAGUGGAGUCCCUGCUGGUCCUUGAUGAUGGAGCUCCCCUGUCUGUUAUAGAGAAAGAUGGGGGACGGGACACAGGAGGCAAUUCCUUGGCCAGAGGCGAAAGAAGUCAGGCCAUGUCUCCUGCAACAGGCAGUAAACUUGGGGAAGAUAAAAAUGAGCACAAAAUGCCAGUGCUGCCUGAUAAUAUGUGUGACACAGUAUUGCAUGUGACAAUGGAUAGUGAGGAACAGGAAUGUCCCGUUUGUAUUGAACUGUAUGACUCUGGCACUCACAAGCAGGCUUUGCUGAACUGCAACCAUAGCUUUUGUGACAGCUGUGUGAAGAGCAUUAUGGAGAAGGCAGCAGUGAGCAACACAAGCCAGAUCUGCUGCCCGAUCUGUCGCCAGAGAACCCCAAUGCCUGAGUGGGAGAUCCGUCAGCUUCAGGAAGAGAUGACGUGUUUAAACGGGGUAGUGGCUGGCAGAUUGGUCAUGAUACCCACAUCUCCAGCCCCACAGGAAAGGCCAUGCAUGAGGCUGCAGCAGGCCUUUCGUCAACGUUUGUUGACCACCCGGAGGUGUGGCUACUUGCCAUGCCUGCAAUACCCACUGUGGCUGGUAAAUGCAUUAGCACAGUGUGACCAGAUAUCACCAUAUUGUUACCUCUGCUCCAUUCUCCUCCUGUAUGGGCUGGAGUUACUGUGUCUUGCUCUCAUCUUCACUCCUGUGAUUAUACUAAUCUUACUUUUCACAUUACUGGACAAAGAGUGAGCUGAUGGGAACAUGGGUCAUAGACCCAGUCAUCUACAAUUAAUAUACCUGCAUUAAAAUAGGACAAUGACAAUCUGCAAACAUUGCAAAACAAUGCUAGACCUGAGUAAAACAUUGGAACUCACAGGGGAUGGAAUAUAACCUGGAGGGAGGAGGAGCCCUGAGGUGUUAGGAGUACAGCAGAUGGAAUCAGAUAUUGGGAUUAGGCUGUGGAAGACCCAGUUGGAUUAGGCAUUGGAGUGACCAGGAACUGUUGGAAUUGGGAUUUAGAGUAAGUAGGGGCUGAUGGAUUGAUUAUUGGAAUGAGCAGGAGGCAGUUGAAUUGGUGAUUGGGGUGAACAGGAACUGAUUGGAUGAGGGAUUGGGGUGAACAAGAGCUGGUUGGAUUGGGGAUUGGGGUGAACAGGAGUUGAUUGGAUUGGGGAUUGGGGUGAAUAGGAGCUGGUUGGAUUGGGGUGAACAGGAGCUGGUUGGAUUGGGGAUUGGGGUGAACAGAAGCUGGUUGGA